Anoplopoma fimbria (sablefish) is the source of this 1329-nucleotide messenger RNA. RefSeq names its product NADH:ubiquinone oxidoreductase complex assembly factor 4 (gene ndufaf4). The record is from RefSeq and is a predicted model, not a curated record. Gene Ontology annotation, biological process: mitochondrial respiratory chain complex I assembly. Gene Ontology annotation, cellular component: mitochondrion. Bases 95 to 643 code for a protein of 182 amino acids. Lineage: Eukaryota; Metazoa; Chordata; Actinopteri; Perciformes; Anoplopomatidae. The transcript is spliced from 3 exons.
UUAUGUGUUCGCCUUUCUAAUGGGGAAAUGCACCUUCUCGCUCACUGUCGACAGUUUGAAUCAACUUUAUUGGUAAGCGGUGUCAUUUGGUAAUAUGUCAAACAUGGGGGCACGGGUCGCGCGUAUGUUCCGAAAUUUCAACCUGGAGAACCGCGUACACCGAGAAAUCUCCAAGGAGAAGCCGAGAGCGGCUCCCCGACACGAGGUCAGCCUCCCGCCCUCCGCCGGCAGUCCUGAAGCUGUGGAGGCAGCGGAGUCAGUGAACCAGAAGAACGACCCUCUGCUGACCCUCCUGAAGUCCGUGUAUGUGGAGUCCAAAGAUCCAGCAGCGCCAGAGGAAACAAAGGAAGUGACGGUGGGUGUAGAAGCGGAGCGGCGGCAGCUGAAGUACAGUUUACCGGCGGAACUUUACAGCAUGGUGGAGCUCACAGAUGUCCCUAAAGGCAAACUGACCAUCGUUGAGGCUCUGAAGGCUCUGAGCAGCCACCAGCGUCAGCCUCAGAUGUGGACGCCGGCAAAGAUCGCUCAGGAAUAUUCUCUGGACAUGAAGGACACCAAAGCUCUUCUAGAGUUCUUCAUCCCCUUCCAGGUUCAGAUCAUACCCCCAAAGACUGCAAAUGCCAAGCAGAUAAAGGCUUCGUAGGACUGGAUUGUUGGUGAAUGGCAGGAAAUCGACAAAAUAUGACCUGACUUAUUUAUGUGCAUCGAUACAUUGCAUUGGGAGAGCAACCUGACUGUAACUGAUUGAGUUUUUCAAACCUAAUGUUUGUACCCAAUGUGGGGUUUCCUUUUAUGUAAGUGGAAUCAUAGGAUACUGUAUGUAUACGGUUGAGUUAUUCAUCUUUAGCAAACAAACAAAGAAAAAUCGAAUUAAUAAUGCGUCUAUAUAGUCCCUUCGAUAAUUCCUCUAUGGUAAAAUACAAAAGUAUUUAUACUCAAGAUCACACAUUUUGAAAUGGCCAGAGGUCCAAAAAAAGGUUGAGGAAAAAACCUGAUUUGAAGGAAUAGUUCAACAUUUUGGGAGAUGAGCGAGAUGAAAAGGAAAUAUCAUGUCUGUGUAUACGACACUGGAGCCAGGAUGGGGUUAGCCUAGCUUAGCAUAAAAAUAGAAGAAAAAGAAUAGUUGCAGCCCGUAACUUUCUCCAAAACUGCAAAUUAUCAUUUUGACAUUUGUGUUUUUGUACAGAGUAAACAAAUAAGAUGGCAUGUUUAAAAAAACAAACAAAAAAAAAACCCAUCAACAGGCUAGCUGUUUCCCCCUGCUUCCAGUCGUUAUGCUAAGCUAAGCUAACAACGUCCUAACUCCGGCUCUGUAGUGUGCCACUCCUC